Messenger RNA from Trichophyton benhamiae CBS 112371, 1635 nucleotides. RefSeq lists its product as uncharacterized. Gene Ontology annotation, cellular component: extrinsic component of intraperoxisomal membrane. The transcript has a single exon. NCBI's taxonomy places the organism in Eukaryota, Fungi, Ascomycota, Eurotiomycetes, Onygenales, Arthrodermataceae. The coding region runs from base 1 to 1635 and encodes 544 amino acids. Gene Ontology annotation, biological process: peroxisome inheritance. The record is from RefSeq and is a predicted model, not a curated record.
AUGGCCGAAUCGCCAUUCCCCCUGCGCCGCUCCUCGACCAUCCCCCGGACCAGAGCCGUCUCGACAGGCAGAUAUAGCCUGGGAGCGCAUGAGCUCUCGACCAGCGGCCCCUCUCCUGCAGACGAGAUCCUCUACUCCAGCCCCUCGGCGAAGAUUUUCAAGUUCGAGCUGCCAAAUUCCUCCUCGUCCUCCCCUAUCCUCCCGGACCUCGACUACCCUGUGGACGCCAUAGAAACGCUCCCGUGGGAGCUGCCGACAGAGAGACUGGCCUCCAUCGGCCCGCUGAAGAUAGAGACCGUUGCGGGCUCGGCUACAUUUCUGAAAUCCGGCAGCGUGGUGUACCCUUUACUCAAGAACAGCCAGUGCUGGUGUGUGGACCAGGUCUCUAGAUUCGUCUUCAGGAUACGGAAACUCACCUAUUAUCGCGUCGAGCUCCCUGGGGAGACGGAGGAGGAUAAGAGCCGGGUCGAGAGCUUCAAAGAGGUCCUGUCCGGGAUUAUCAGAUAUGAAAUCACUCCUUGUCCGUUUAAACGUGGGUUCUCCGUGGUCCUGCCGGAGGAAGCAAAAACACCCAAGAAGAAGAAAGCAUGGCAGCCAAAACUACAGCCCAUGCCUCCCUUUCCACCGCUGAAUCUCCCUACUGAUGUGCCCUUGGCUGCCUCGCGUGAUCUGGAAUCAAAUGGCGGGCCCGUACUUGAUGUGCGCAAAGCCACUUCUCGGGAACAGGACCAGGACCAGGAUACGGGGAAUGACCCGUCUGUGGCCACUGAUGGAGAAGAUUUUUUGUUUGUACCGGAUAAUAUGCAGUCGGACGGUUCUACAGUGACUCCCCCUCCUCAAGCCUUCCAGUCUUUGGUCGCCAAAUUCCAGCAGUUGCAAGAUGCAAGCCCCGCGGAGGAAAAAGAACACCAGGAGUAUAUGGAUGACAGCGAGCGGAUGUCUAGCUUAGGGUCCUUCCAUACAUGUGAAAUGGAUGAUUCCAUUUCCCCUUCGGAUACCCAAUACUCGGACCCUCCGUCUCCAUGGAAUGAAGGGACUACUGCUGCACCUUCUUUGGCACAUGGAGAAGAUACCUCAGACCAAUCUCCGUCUAUUCCAGAAUCCGACCCCUUUAUUGAUUCAGAUGACAAUAAUAUGAGCCAAAUACCAAGAGAAUUUCUGUCUACAGAUCUACAUUCAACUCCUACACAACCUAGCUUCGACAGACACGGAUCAAUCUACCUUUCAUCCGAAGAAGGCGUUGACGUCAACGAACCCAGCUCUGAUCUCCGUCAACGCCUUCGUAGCAACCGGAAGCGUGAUCUAUCGCCGCUCCCACCGCCAUCUACUCUAUACUAUCCCUCUGCGCGGUCUCCCGCCAACCAUCUCACCCACACAAUCAUGAAGAAGACAUGCACCUAUGUCCUCGGCCCACCAGUCCAGUUCCUCAUGCUUCUCCUACGUCUUGCUGCAAAGGUGGCUGCUACCAGACCAUCUCCUACUUCCCCUGACUUACCGGACCCAUACUCUGACCAGGAUGACAUUGGUGAUCUAAGUGAAGACGACUUUGGCAUACCCAUCCCCUAUACCUCCUCACUUAAGCAGGUGAACUCGAAUUCACUAAGCGUCUACGAUUCUUUGGACGAGGCAGAUUAG